UUUCCAAUUUCAUAGGCCAAGAAAAUUGAUGCCUCUUGCUGAGCCGCACUCUACUUGUAUUUAUACAAAUGGCAAGUGACGGUACAGAUCCAUUGUAAGAUCCUCGUGUCACUUAACACUACCAUAAUCUUCGUCUUCUUCUUCGACACUUGCCAAGCUCUCGAGAAUGGGAAGUUCGUAUGGAGAAUACACGUAUGAAAACCUUGAGAGGGAACCCUACUGGCCUACGGAGAAGCUCAGGAUUUCCAUUACUGGGGCUGGUGGAUUCAUUGCCUCUCACAUUGCCCGGAGAUUGAAGAGUGAGGGACAUUAUAUUAUUGCUUCUGACUGGAAGAAGAAUGAGCAUAUGACGGAGGAUAUGUUCUGUCACGAGUUCCAUCUUGCUGAUCUGAGGGUGAUGGAUCACUGUCUCAAGGUGACCACUGGAGUUGAUCAUGUCUUCAACCUUGCUGCAGAUAUGGGAGGCAUGGGCUUUAUUCAGUCAAAUCACUCCGUCAUUAUGUAUAACAACACCAUGAUCAGUUUCAACAUGCUUGAGGCUGCCAGGAUCAACGGAGUUAAGAGGUUUUUUUAUGCCUCAAGUGCUUGCAUUUACCCUGAAUUUAAACAGCUAGAUACUAAUGUGAGCUUGAAGGAGUCCGAUGCUUGGCCUGCUGAGCCUCAAGAUGCUUAUGGCUUGGAAAAGCUAGCGACAGAGGAGUUAUGCAAGCAUUACACCAAGGACUUUGGAAUUGAGUGUAGGAUUGGAAGAUUCCAUAACAUAUAUGGACCUUUUGGAACAUGGAAAGGUGGGAGGGAGAAGGCUCCUGCUGCUUUUUGUAGGAAGGCCAUAACUUCUACCGAAAAAUUUGAGAUGUGGGGGGAUGGGAAGCAAACUCGUUCUUUCACAUUUAUUGAUGAAUGUGUAGAGGGUGUUUUGAGAUUGACAAAGUCAGACUUCCGUGAGCCAGUGAAUAUUGGAAGUGAUGAGAUGGUUAGCAUGAAUGAGAUGGCUGAGAUUGUCCUGAGCUUUGAGAAUAAGCAGCUCCCCAUUGAGCACAUUCCUGGUCCAGAAGGCGUUCGUGGUCGAAACUCAGAUAACACCUUAAUAAAGGAGAAGCUCGGUUGGGCUCCUAGUAUGAAACUGAAGGAUGGGCUGAGGAUCACAUACUUUUGGAUCAAGGAACAGAUUGAAAAAGAGAAGGCUCAAGGCAUUGAUUUGUCAAUUUAUGGGUCAUCAAAAGUUGUGGGAACUCAAGCACCAGUCCAGCUGGGUUCCCUUCGUGCUGCCGAUGGCAAAGAAUGAAGCUCAGAUUUUAGUUUAUUACCAUUGAAAGCCAAGUUUUAUUGUCAAUGCAGCCAUGUAUUUAUGAUAUGGAAAUUUUAUCAUAACAUCCAUUAGAAGAACGUGUAAGAUGGCCCCUACCUUAAUUACACCUCCUGUUAUGUAAGCUUUGUGUGGUUCUAGUUUCUCUGGAUAAACCUGGCUACAAUUAUUCUACAAAGAAGCAUCGUAAUUGAUCGAUAUCCAUCUAUCAUAAUAAACAGAUUUCUUUUUCUUGUUUCGGCA
Mangifera indica (mango) is the source of this 1549-nucleotide messenger RNA. RefSeq names its product GDP-mannose 3,5-epimerase 2. The record is from RefSeq and is a predicted model, not a curated record. NCBI's taxonomy places the organism in Eukaryota, Viridiplantae, Streptophyta, Magnoliopsida, Sapindales, Anacardiaceae. The transcript has 7 exons. Gene Ontology annotation, molecular function: NAD binding; GDP-mannose 3,5-epimerase activity. Bases 167 to 1285 code for a protein of 372 amino acids.